CCCCUGGCAUACCACUCGGCUCGGCUCGGCUCGGCUCGGCUCGGCUCGGCUCGGCCCGCCCUGCUGCGAUGGUAAUGAGCUUUCAAAAUGGCGGAGGAGUGAGGCCGUGUGUGCGAGUGGCUGCGGCAACGAAUGGAUUUUCGUCGUGAAAUAUGCCAAGGAAAAGAAAUGGCGAGAUACCGCUGCCUGAAGGAUGGGAUUUUGCCCGGGACUACGACGGCAAAGUGUAUUUCAUCGACCACCAUAGCAAGAAAACGACGUGGAUCGACCCGAGGGACAGGAUAACAAAGCCGCAGACAUUUGCAGACUGCAUAGGCAACGAGUUGCCACUAGGCUGGGAAGAGUCAUACGAUAACCAAAUAGGCGUGUACUACAUCAACCAUGUCAAUCAGUGCACGCAGCUCGAGGACCCGCGCCUGGAAUGGAGGGCGAUCCAGGAGGCGAUGCUGCGGGACUAUCUGCAGACGGCGCAGGACGUGCUUGAGGCCAAGAAAGAAAUCUUCGACGUCAAGCAGAGGAGGCUGUACCUCGCCCAGGAUGAGUUCAACCACCUUAGCGAGCAGCUCAACUACUCGAGGACAAGUUUGUGUUCGAGCUCGAGCUCGGUCAGUACUAAGUACGACCCCGACCUCCUCAAGUCGGACGUCGCCCUGGCCCAGAACCGCGUGUCGCGGCUCAAGCGGGAGCUGGAGCAGAUCCGCGCGGAAGUGACGAGCACGCAGCGGGGGGUGGAGAACCUGGCAUCGGUGGAGCAGAAGCUGAGCGGGUCGCAGGGAGGAUGCUACAACAUCCAGGAGGCGCAGGCCAUCGUGGCCGAGCUCCGCAACAUCCAGAAGUCGCUGAUGAGCGGCGAGAAGGAGAAGGCGGAGCUCAUGCAGUCGCUCGCCAAGCUCAAGGACGACCUGACGCGGCUGCAGCUGAGCGAGAGCUCGCCCGACGUGUCGACGCUCAGCCUGCCCAACGAGAAGCUCAGCACGGCCAGCCAGACGGACUUGUCCGGGGAGCUGGUGCCCAUGGGCACGCGCCUGGCCGAGAUGGCGCGGAUGCGGCUGCAGUACGACGAGGCGCGCAAGAGCAUCCAGCAGAUCCAGCAGAAGCUGGCCGACCUGGAGGAGAAGGUGAUCCCGGGCCAGGCCGAGUCGGACCAGGACCGGCUGCUGCUGUUCCAGGAGAAGGAGCAGCUGCUGCGCGAGCUGCGCUCCAUCACGCCGCGCACGCACGCGCUCACGCCGCGGCAGAUGUCGGAGAUCCAGCAGGAGAUCGGGCGCGUCAAGCAGGACCUCAACAACGCGCUCGAGAUGUCCAACCGCACCAUCGCGGAGCGCGUCCGGCUGCACGAGGAGAAGCAGCAGCUGCUGCAGGAGCUGCGCGACGUGCUGCGGGCGAUGACGUCGCUCGAGUCGCAGCUCAAGACCAUGUCGGCGAGCACGCUGUCCGUGUCGUCGAGCUCCAGCCUCGGCUCGCUCAGCACGACGAGCAGCAAGGGCUCGCUCAGCAGCGGCCUCAGCUUCACGGACAUCUACGGCGGGCCGCAGUGCGGCGGCGGCGUGGCGGCCGUGGCCGACAAGCCCAUCAACAUGGCCGACCUGCACCGGCGCGUCGAGCGCCUGCUCAAGGAGUCCGGGUCGCCGACGCUGUCGCCGCGGUCCUCGCUCGCCUCCGUGUCGCCGCCCGUGUCCCCGGUGUACAACCCCGCGACCGGGCCGCCGCCCGCCUACGAGCACGUGGAGCGGCAGCGGCGCCAGCUGCAGCAGCAGCAGCACCAGCUCCUGCAGCAGGCCGUGCAGGCCCCGGGGCUGAGCGGCGACGAGGCCGCCGUGCCGCUGGACAGGACGCAGCUGGAGAGCCGCCUCGCCGAGCUGCGGCUCAACCAGGCCGGCGUCAACGACUAUGUGAACUGUGUGGUGAACUCGCGGGGGGAAGUCCUGGAGCCGCUGGAGGCGCGCGCGGGCGCCGCCGCGGGGCCCGGCCUGCGCAGGCCCGGCUCCAGCUCCAGCCUCGCGCCCCUCGAACCCCCCUUGUCCCCCAUCUCGGAGACGCCCACCUCGUCCGGCACCAACACCCGGUCGGUGUCGGCCGCCGUCAGCGACGAGUCGGUCGCGGGUGACUCCGGGGUGUUCGAGGCGUCGCACAAGAAGAUGCAAGGGCCUGCGGGUAUGGUGCUCUGCGACAUGAACUUGGAGACAGCCCAGGUUCAAAUCAAAUUAAGGUACUCGCUUUGUGAUAGUCUACUUCAUGUUGGUAUUGAACGAGCACGAAACCUUGCUGCCCUCUCUAUUCCAGAGAACUGUUUUGUACAUAUCAAAGCUGCUCUUCUCCCUUCAUCCUCCCCAGCAACAUUGGCUUGCUGUACAAAAUCUGUGGCUGACUUACGAAAGCCUACUUUCGGAGAAAAUUUUCCCUUAUCUGUUCCACUUAGCAAACUCUGUGCUAAGACCCUCCAGGUCCAUGUGUGGUGUGCUAGCAACUUUCAACCAGAGGAAUGCUUGGGCUGUGCUCAAGUUAGCCUGGCUGAUUUCAACCCCGACACGGUAUCCGUGAAGUGGUACAAUAUUCUUAGUUUCCGCUUUAUGUCGCCAAGUACUCUUAACAAGGCAUCUUCAAGCAACAACUCUGCAAACUCGAACCCAUCUGUUUUGGGGGCUGUCACUGAGCAUAGUUCUCAACAGAAAGAAGAGAGUUCAGAUGAAUCAACUAUAAUUUCCAGUCAAACAUCAACACUUACUAGAAGCCAAGGUAAUCCUACAGUUUGCACCAGGCUAGAUGAGCUGGCUGCAUGCUUGCGGAGUCAAGAUGAAGAAGAAAUUGAGGAUGAAGAGUGUGAAGACAAUGUUCAAAAUGAUAGACUAGACCCUUCACUUCCCACUGAAACUUUAGAUCAAGUGCCAGAGGUCUGUGAAAUUGACACUGAAGACAAAGAAACUAACACUGAAUGUGUGUUUCUACCUGAAAAAGGCAACAAGCGACAAGAAGAUAGUCGAACAGCUAUGGUGAUCAAACGCUCUCAGACUUUCUCACCAAGUGCUGCUGUAUCCAAAUCUCAAUAUGUUUGCCGAUUAAAUCGCAGUGAUAGCGAUAGCGCUAUGCCUUUGUACCGAAGGCCUAGCUGUUCAAGUGGUCUUAGCCGGCCAUUCCAACGGAAUUCUGUUGAACGUCGUUCUCUCAGAUGGAGGCGGUCACCAUCCUCCUGCUCACAGUUAUCAUCCGGUCAUCCAUCAAGUCAUCAUGACCGGAGCCAACCUCAUACCACUGCCCCUCGUACCUCUCUCGAUCUGGAGCUUGAUUUAAGAGCUCAGCAUACUCGUUUGGAAACCCUUAAGGACGAGCUAACCCGCCUGAGAAUGCUUAAAACUCAGCUGGAGGAAGCUCGCUCACGAGGUGAUAGUGAACUUGCUGCUUGGGUUUUGGAAGACAAACAGUUCCAAAACCUCAUCGCUCAGGCUGAAAUGGGAAAGAAUAGCAAGAACCUAGACGACCGCAAGGUUGAAAAGCUGCUAAAUAAGACCAGCAAGGAAAUUUACAAGCUACGCAAGAGUAAAGCUGGUGUUGGGAGACCGGAUGUCAUUUCAUUUAAGCAAAAGAUGGCCUUCUUUACUCGGGUUAACCUUACAGUCCCUGUGUUGCCCUCUGAGGAUGGCAGUCUACAUGCAGAUGACUUAGAUGAAAGUCGUUCAGAGAGUAGUACUUUAAAGAGAGGGACCUCUUUGGGUGCUGAAGAAGAAGAAGAGGAGGAGGAGGAUGUGGAUGUGGAUGAGGAGGAACAGGUUGAAGAUUGUGAUUGUAGUAAUAGUGGUGAAUCUACUGAAAGGCAAGUUGAAGGCCAAGAAAGUAAAGACCCUACGGAGGGGGAAAGAUUUGAGUAUGUUGUGGAUCGAGUGUUUGGAGUUGAAGUGUAAACUGUGCAUGUUGUGGCAAGUUGUCUUCUCUGUGAUGUGGUGUCUGUUUCUGUAGCUGGUGCUUUUAAGAUUGCUCAAAUCUUUCAGAGAGCACUAUUUUGCAAUUUCUGUUUAGGUCAAGUGUGUCAAUAAGUCACAAUAUAUUUUUUUUUUUUGCAUCAAAUGGAAGUGUUUCAUUACAGGGCUGAUUCAAGUUUGUAGUUUUUAUCUUGUGAUUUUUCACUCCUCUGAUAUUUUUUAAAUUACUGUAUGUAAUCUAAAGACCUAGUCUGGACUUCCUUUGGCAGUAAACUGCAACUUUUGUUGUCUUUUUCUGUUAACUACCUAUUUAGAUUCACUGUGGUGUGUUCAUUUUCAAGCAUAGUACUUGUGUGCUGAUGCUAAAUGUGGAUGCACCUUGAAUAGGGACUUUGGCUGGGCAUGAAAAUUUUAUCUCUCUGACCUGGCAGCACUGGUCUAAAGUAUCAAAAUUUAUUCAUUUCUGUUCUCUUUCCUUUUUUGUUUGUUUGUUUGGUUUGUUAUGUGCCAGUUAUUGUUAUUACAAGUACUGGCAGUUCUAGAGACUAGCUGACCAUGGUCCAUUGUUUUAUGUGAUAGAAGGUUAAUUAGUGAUUUUCAUUGUGCAAAUACAUGACUUAAAUCAUAAUCUAAAACAAUAUCAACUCUGGUGCUAUUUUCAUCUUCCACUUUUAAAUGUUAUAUUUUUUAUAAAGUUUUAGGAUAUUGUGCAGGGCUAAAUCUAUUAAUAUGGAUUGAAUUUUAUUUGUGUAUUUUAUUGGUUAUGUAAUAUUUAUCUAAUAUUCUAAAAAGACAGUCAGGAAAGUUUUUAUUUAUACAUAUGUAAAUAAUAGAACACCUGCACCUUUUUUUCAAGUGCUAUUUGGUGCUUUCAGUUUAAAGUUCUGAUAUUUCUUGUUGUUGGCUCAUUUGAGUCUUCUUUUAUAGGAUGCUACAUCUUGUAGUAUAUCAGUUUUUAACACUCACAGCAACUUCAUGUCUCUUACAAAAGUAUUUGACAAAUUCGAAUUCAGCUGACAAAUGGUGCUCCUUUGCCCACCGAUAUUAUCUUUUCAUGCAGUAUUUAUUGCUUUGCAUCAUGUUAGCUCAAUUUUGAAAAAUUAAAGCAAAAUAUUCCUAUUUUUUUAUCUGCUGGAGUGAGUGAAAGCUCAUACUUUGGUGCUAUUUUAAUCUAACUGAGCAUUUGUGAUAUUUCUGUAUUAGCAGUUUCUUCAGAAGUCUUUCUUCACUCGUUUCUUUGUCUGCCUCUUUCUAAUAUUUUUGUGACCUAAAUUUAUGAUUGCCUAGAAGGGCGUAUUUUACAUUGCUAUGUGCCAUUGAAUAGCUCUGCCAAGCUCCUGUUAAUAUUCAUACCACAUAAAUUUUGGUUCAAUACUUGUAUUUGAAUUAUUAUUAUUUUUGAUUCUGAGUGCAUGUCCUAAGCUGCGUCCAGACAAGAGGGUCGCUUGGGUUGCUUGGGUCGCUUGGGUCUCUGAGCCGGCGCAGAAGCCACGUUUUGGUUCUCUGCGCAGACCUCAGAGACCCCACAGCGACCCAAACAACCCAAGCGACCCAAGCGACCCUCUUGUCUGGACGCAGCUGUAAACUUGCUUCCAUUGAACUUAAAGUUUUGUCAGGUGACAUACAUAUCUUUUCAAUUACUUGUUUCAGUCAACUCAAAGUUUGUGCGAUGAAUUGACUUACUAAAUCCAGUUAGACUAUUUUUAUAAAAAUUUUACAUGUGUGACAUCUGACUUUAGUGUCUCUUCUUGUAUCGGAAUCCAUUUUGUUUCUCUAGGUCUGUUACAAUGGUGUCCACAAAAUUGUACAUUACUCUGCAAGCUAUAAUUAUUCUGAUGUAAGUCAGUACCAGUGGCCAGUGUGAAGGAUAAUUAACUAACUGUAGAAAAAGUUUGAGGGUGGUUUUUAACUUUAUUUUUCCUAUCACAACCAGGUAUUAUCGUAUGUUAUUUUGGAAAUGAUUGUAAGAUGCAUUUGGGUAAAGAACAUUGUAGCUCUUGCCACUUCUGUGUCAAUGCACAGUGGCACAUCAAUUUGCAGUUGGGAGUGUAUCGCUAGGACUGUUGCCCUGCAGUCUAAUAGGCUGCAAAUUAACCUCAAGAUAGAUAAUUACAUAUACGUAAAAGAAUAGGGCAUUGCUCAAAUGGUAUACGUAAGUUAGUAGAGGGUUGUGCAGAAUUUAAGUACAAACCACAAUCUGGCUGUUCUCUUAUGAGCUGCCUUUGAUGCCAUCAUUGUUUGCUUCUAAAUAAUUUAACAUGUACAGUAGAAUAUUACUUGUUAUUUAAUUUUGAUAGUGACUAUUAUUGUGCCUGUUAAUCUGUCAAUAUUUAUGUACAGACAUCAUUGUAUAGAUCUAAUUUUGCGAUAGAUUGCAAUAUGUUUUAUUGAUUUUGUGAAUCAUCCUGCUGUACCUUAGUACAGUAACCAGUUUUGGAUUUCAGUACAGAUGAAAGCAAUUGGUUAUUAUGUCUUCCCUCGGAAUAAUAUUCAGCCUCGGCAACACUGCAGUUAGUUAUUUCUAAUUUUUUAAAUAUAUUGUCAGUUUCACUUUACUGCUGAGCAAACACAUACUACAUCUCUGUUAAUUAAAUUUACUCUGUCUUGUUUGAUUGACAGCCAAUCCGGCAUGCGGGACAUUGAAAGAUGUUAUAGUGCCAAAUGGCCUUGCCUCUUUCAUCUCCCUCACUCUGAAUUGGGAUUCAAUGGUGCUUUAUGGGAAUAGAUGCAUGACAAACCUUUAAAAAUAACUGCCUGAUUCAUUUGUACCUAUUUAAUUCCUUGAAGAAAACGGUUAUUGUCUUGAUGUGAAAAUUAUAAAACAUAGAUGGUAAUUCUUUGUUUUAAAAAGGUUAUACCAUCCUAUUGUUGGGCAUCAAAUUGUAUCAUAUGUACAAAUUAUAUUGCUGUCAUCAAUUUUUUUUUUUCCAUAUUCAAUUUGAAAUGUAUAAGACUUUUUAUUUAAGAUAUAAGAUCCCAUGUGUUAUAUGAAUCAAUAGCAUUGAAAAAUGCUGUUCUGAUUAUAAAAAUUCUAGUUUGGUACAGUUGACUGUUGAAAGUAGAAACAUAAUUUAUGAUUAAACAAAGUAUUUUUUACAAAA
Molecule: messenger RNA, 7015 nt
Organism: Frankliniella occidentalis (western flower thrips)
Lineage: Eukaryota; Metazoa; Arthropoda; Insecta; Thysanoptera; Thripidae
Gene: kibra
Product: protein kibra
Exons: 14
Coding region: 153-3896 (1247 amino acids)
Biological process (GO): regulation of hippo signaling; negative regulation of organ growth; cell migration
Cellular component (GO): cytoplasm
Molecular function (GO): kinase binding; molecular adaptor activity
Source: RefSeq, a predicted model, not a curated record